AUGCUAAAAUUGCUAUUCAGGAGAAAUACGCUAAGAAGAUUUUCAACACCAAAAAACUUGCUUGAUAUAAAUAAUCUUAUCCUGUACAAUGGCAACGACUAUAUGGUUGUCGAAAAGGAGUAUGGAGUGUCUACAUUUGGAAAGAGUGAAAAAAAGCAAAGUAUAAUAAAAAGUUUACAAUUAUUAAAUAAUGAGGAUAGAGAGGAUUUUGAAAUAGUGUAUAAAUUACACAGUAGUGUUAGUGGUUGUUUAUUAAUUUGUAAAAAUAAAUUUAUUAAAAAGCAUUUAUAUAAAAAUGUAUUUAUAAGUUUAGUUUAUGGAAAAGUAAAAGGAAAAUAUAAUACACAUAAUGAAAUAAAAAUGUAUUUAAAAUAUAUUCCAAAUUCAAAUAUUAUGAUACCAGUAUCUGAAAGUAGUAAUAAUAUAAACAAUUUACAAAUGCUAACUUAUGAAGUAAUUAGUAAUACAAUUUUAUUAAAUAAACAAAAUUAUAGUUUAUUAAAAAUAUAUAUAAAUGCAAAUAAUUCAAAAUAUAUAAAACCUUUAUUAUUUUAUUCUUUAAAUACAUGUAUAGUUGGUGAUAAUGAAUAUAUAAAUAUCCAAAAAAAGCUAAAAUUAAAUUCUAAUUUUGUUUAUGAUUUGGUUGAAAAACAAAAUAAAAAUAAUAAUCUUGCAUAUGAAAAAAAAAUGUUAUUAAAAAUUUUACAUAAAUAUAAUAAAGAAUUAAAACUACACCUUUACUGUUUUAAUGUCACUUUUGAAUCACACUGUAAUAAAUUUAUUUCAAUAUUUUGUAAACUUCCUAAACAUAUAAAAGACACAUUAAAUUUAUUUGGUGCUUCCAGUUUGAUUAAACUAAUUGAUGGAGAGACGGAAAAUAAACAAAAUUUGGGUCUCGUAAAUGAGACAGUACCCAAGCCAAGUAUAACAAGAGAAGAAAAUGUAAAAAAUAAAAUUAUUCAGACUUCCAAAGAUGGUAGCAUAGAUGAAAACAAUAAAUUUUACGACGCCAUGAAGGAUCAGAAUAGAUUGGAUGAGGAGAAUGAAGAAUUGCUAAAAGAAAUAUAUAGCAAAAAUGAUAUUAAUAAGAGAGGUCGAAAAAAACAAAGAAGAGGAGUAUUGGCAAAAAACCCUAAUAAAUUAACCGCGUUUGAUGCACCAAUUUAUUUCACUGAUACUCAAUAA
Molecule: messenger RNA, 1185 nt
Organism: Plasmodium vinckei vinckei
Lineage: Eukaryota; Apicomplexa; Aconoidasida; Haemosporida; Plasmodiidae
Product: conserved Plasmodium protein, unknown function
Exons: 3
Coding region: 1-1185 (394 amino acids)
Biological process (GO): pseudouridine synthesis
Molecular function (GO): pseudouridine synthase activity; RNA binding
Source: RefSeq, a predicted model, not a curated record